UUUAGCCUGAAGGGGGUGCUGAUUGCCAGCAUGCACACUGGAUCUGGAGCUGCUAGAAACGCCUUUCAAACCCUGACUCGGUUCAAGAAAGACUUCAAUAAUGAACGGCGAGAAUUAUGCGAAGAGUUGUCUGAAAGGCUUUCAGUAAUUGGUUCAUUGGCCCCACACACUGCAGACCCUCCUUUCAGUGUGACACAUGAAGAACAGAAAGGAAAACACAGACACACAGUUGACAGCUCACACACAAACGCCCAAGGAUGACCCUCUCUUGCAUGAGCUGUUAUGUGUUCGUGUGGAUGGCAGUGGUCGUUCUGCCCUCCUUCCAAGCUACUUCGAAUGUUUUCUACCCCAAAAUCAAUGAGACGCAAAGUCUGAACUGUAAUUGUCCGGACCAUUCCUGCCAGGAGGUGUUUUGGUACCGGUACCUUGAGAGUAAGAACUCUCUUCAGUUUCUGAUGUAUGUCAACAGCGCCGGCAGAGAGCAACAUGGAGAGAACAUCGAAGCCUUUAAGUUCAAGGGUACUGUGGCCACUAGUCAGAAGACGGUCUUCACCCUGCGCAUCAUGAAGCUACAAAAAGAUGACGUCGGCUUCUAUUCCUGCAUGUUUAAAACUAAGAAUGUAGUUCCUGCUGGAUAUUACAUUAUGCCUGGAGUGAAUCCUCCAACAGUUCAACCACCAACCGCCAAGACGGACCGGAAACCCGUAAAUCCCAAACCCUGCAAACCAUCUCAGUACUCACCUAAAGGCUGUGAACAUGUGGUGCUUUGGCCGGGAAUUGGUGCUCUUUUGCUUUUGGCCAUUACACUUGCAGGCAUACUUUACUACUUCAGUCGUCUACCUAAGAAAUGCAGACAUCGAUUCACCAAGACAAAUCCGUUGCGGUGAGGUGGAGAACAGACUCGUCAUCUCCAAACAAAAAGUAUCUACAGUUUGAUAAAACACAUUACAUAUACCUACACUUUAUAAUACGGUUUCAUUAGUUAAUAUUACCUAACAAAUAAAAACACUUUCUAAAGCAUUUAUCAAAGCGAGUUCAUGUUAAUUUCAACAUGUACUAAUACAUUAUGAAAAAUCUAAAGUUAUCUGUUUUAAUUGACCUGAGCUAACAUAAACUACCACGUUAACUACUAGUGUUAACAAAUAUUAAUAAAUACUGUAACAAAAUCUUUUGCUUAUUGUUAGUCCAUAAUAGUUAUUGCUUUAACUAAUGUUAACUAAUAAGACCUUAUUGUAAAGUAAAAGUGUUGUGUGUGUGAUAGUUUAC
This is a messenger RNA of Pimephales promelas (fathead minnow), 1266 nucleotides long. RefSeq names its product cd8 beta (gene cd8b). Gene Ontology annotation, biological process: regulation of immune response. The record is from RefSeq and is a predicted model, not a curated record. Lineage: Eukaryota; Metazoa; Chordata; Actinopteri; Cypriniformes; Leuciscidae. Gene Ontology annotation, molecular function: coreceptor activity; MHC class I protein binding. Gene Ontology annotation, cellular component: cell surface.